Messenger RNA from Durusdinium trenchii, 1010 nucleotides. The record is from the annotation of a GenBank genome assembly. NCBI's taxonomy places the organism in Eukaryota, Dinophyceae, Suessiales, Symbiodiniaceae.
UGGGAAACAAAUUCGAUCUUGCUUUGGUGGAACAUGGGGACUGCCUUGAGCCACUGUGGCUUCCGCAUUGAGCACCUAGGUUCAUCAAUUGCCAACUUGAACGAGGAGGAGCUUAUUUUAGAGAUCCUCAGCACAGCAGCAGACCACUCACAGGGAGCCAGGCCCAGCGGCCUCAAAGAAGCACAGCAAGUCCAUGUCGUGAACCUUCGAAGCCCUCCAGGACUCGAAUCAUUGAACUUCAGGUUUCGAGAAGAUGUUCGCUCCGCCUGGCCCGACGAGCAUCGCUUUCAGGCGUCCAAGCGAUCGUGGCUAGUACAGAUCGAAGACCAUGCGGAGGGCCUGGUGCUCCAAAUCGCCACCCGCAACGAGGAGCGCUCCCUGGAGGCCGUGGCUUUGGACUUGGAGGACUCGCGCCUGGCUGCCUCCUACGCACAUCGAUUCAACCUGUACAGUCGUGAACAUGCUCGACAAGCUGGUUUUGAUGACAAUAUCCCCAGCAUCAAGGUGGCCGCUCCAGUGGCCUGCCGUGUGGUGAAGAGCCACAUGCCGGCGCUGUUGCCCAUUGGUGCUGCUUGCACCCUUUUCCCGUACGAGGAUCGAGAGGUGAAGAAGUUUGUGUUUGAUGGCACCCAAGACUUUUUGGAGUUGGCCCAGGCCUUUUUCCAUCACGCGGCCUUCUCUUCGGGUGGCAAGGAACUGGUUUGUGAUCUGCAGGGCCUGGAGCAGGAAGAUGGAAGCCUACUUCUUAUCGACCCGUGCAUCCUCCGUGCGAAUGCCAAGAUGACCAUGGCCCAUCUGCUGAAAGGAGCUGUUCGGGAAGACCGUGGCUUUGGCGAGGCAGCGUGUUUGGGGCCAAUCAGCCCAGCUGCGGAGAUAUUCGAGCGCCUGCAUCCCAAGUGUGCGCCCAUGUGCAAGGCCUUUGAUCCACAUCGAAGCAGUGUGAAACAAAAGCUGGGCGUUUGUGGUUUGGAUGUAACCUGUGGAUUAGCCAAAUGAAUUAGCGCUAUGAU